AUGAAAUGGGGUGAGAGAUUAUUAAAUAAGAAUCCCCCAAAGACCCAGGAAGAAGAAGUCGAUUGUCUUGAAAUAUUACAAGGAACUGAUGUUGUUGAAGUUAUAGAUAUUGAUAUUUCUGAAAUUGGGGAUUUAUACUUAAGUUCUGAUUCCUUUAAAAGCAUGACCAACUUAAAAUAUCUUUAUAUCACCAAUAAUGUAGAUAUGGUAGAUGAGUCAGAUGAAGUCUACAUUGUGCACCUCCAUGAAGGUCUUGAGUGGUUGUCUGAUAAAUUGAGACAUCUUUAUCGGGAUUCAUUUCCACUUAAGUCUUUGCCAUCAACCUUUUGUGCUGAAUGGCUUGUACAACUAAGCAUGCACCAUAGCAAGCUUAAAAAGCUCUGGGAUGGAGUUCAGAGGCUUGACAAUUUAGUGGUUAUUAGUCUUGAUGUCUCCAAAGAUCUGAUUGAAAUUCCAAACUUAUAUACUUAUGGCAAAUGUUUUUAUUAUGAUAUCUAUGAACAUACCAAAAAAGUUGACAAUGUUGUACAAAACUUUGUAAUGGAGGGGGUAUUACUUUCAGAUCAUGUAUUCAUGACCUACUGA
Vicia faba (fava bean) is the source of this 585-nucleotide messenger RNA. The record is from the annotation of a GenBank genome assembly. Lineage: Eukaryota; Viridiplantae; Streptophyta; Magnoliopsida; Fabales; Fabaceae.